CUCCCUGUCAAUCUUUACUCCAAUCAAAGCUCACCACCCGGAUCCUGUUUUCAUUUUAUCCACCGCUAACCCUCCUCGGAUGUCCCCUGUCACUCUCUGUCCACGUCCCCGCUACACUAGUUAUGUGCGUUCCUUUCCACUCGAUACGCUCUCGCCUCCUUUGCGUGUCCGGAUAGGAGUUGAGCCGUGAAGGGGUUACCCGCCCGUUGCGUCACUGCCCCAGCUAUGGCGUCAGUGUACAGCGCUGGGUCCCAUACUCUCAGCAAGGAUGACGUGAACUACAGAAUGCAUUUCCGAAUGAUAAACGAACAGCAGGUCGAGGACAUCACGAUAGAGUUCUUCUAUCGGCCCCACACCAUUACUCUACUGACAUGCACGGUGCUGAGUUUGAUGUAUUUCGCCUUCGCAAGAGAUGAUGGAAAUCCUGAUAGUAAUCUAUGGGUGGGCCUCAUUUUGGUCAUCUCUUUCUUCCUGGUCAUCAGUGUUUUGGCAUUUCCUAAUGGUCCAUUUACUAGACCACAUCCAGCAAUAUGGAGAAUAGUCUUUGGCCUGAGCGUCCUCUACUUCCUCUUCCUGGUUUUCCUCAUCUUCCUGAACUGGCAGCAGGUUAAACAGUUAAUGUACUGGCUGGAUCCAAACCUGCGCUACGCCAAGAGAGAGGCAGACAUCAUGGAGUAUGCCGUCAACUGCCACGUCAUCACCUGGGAGAGGAUCCUCAGUCAUUUUGACAUCUUUGCCUUCAGCCAUUUUUGGGGCUGGGGCAUGAAAGCGCUCCUCAUCCGAAGUUACGGCCUGUGCUGGACCAUAAGUAUUACCUGGGAGCUCACCGAGCUGUUCUUCAUGCAUCUCCUGCCCAACUUUGCCGAGUGCUGGUGGGACCAGGUGAUUCUGGACAUUCUGCUGUGUAACGGUGGAGGCAUCUGGCUGGGCAUGACGGUGUGCCGCUUUCUGGAGAUGAGGACCUACCACUGGGCCAGUAUUAAGGACAUCCACACCACCACAGGCAAGAUCAAGCGAGCCGUGUUACAGUUCACGCCGGCGAGCUGGACCUACGUGCGCUGGCUGGAUCCCAAGUCUUCCCUGCAGCGAGUCAUGGGCGUCUAUCUCUUCAUGAUCAUUUGGCAGCUAACAGAGUUGAACACAUUUUUCCUCAAGCACAUAUUCGUCUUUCCGGCGAGCCACGCCCUCAGCUGGUGUCGGAUCCUGUUCAUUGGCAUUAUCACGGCGCCGACAGUCAGGCAGUAUUACGCCUACCUCACAGACACACAGUGUAAAAGAGUUGGGACGCAGUGUUGGGUGUUUGGGGCCAUCGCCUUCCUGGAGGCCUUGGCGUGUAUUAAAUUUGGACAGGAUUUGUUCUCCAAAACCCAGGUCCUGUAUGUGAUCCUGUGGCUACUGUGUUUGGCCUUCAUUACAUUCCUGUGCCUGUAUGGAAUGGUGUGGUGUGCAGAGACCUACGGGCCAAGAGAAAAGAGCCUCUCAGAAUGCGAGGAUAGCAAUUACACAGACUUCGCCGACCUCGGAUCAGAAGCAUUUAAAGGAGACAUGAAAGACGACGGCGACAGCCCAAAAGUGAGACCGAGAGGAAAGAGACUGGGGAAACUGAAAUCCACUAACGGCGUGGAGAGCCAGUAGACACACCUCAAAAAGGUUUGGGGGCGGGGUCAUUAAGAUAUACGAUAUUACAGAAGCGACUAACGGGUCCAUGCAGUGUUUCUUGUUAGUGCAACCAAUGUGCUGCACUCAUAAAAAGCUCCUUUUCCACUGUUGACAGGUGUGUGCGCAUGUGUAAAUACACAGUAUGUGUGUGUGUGUGUGUGUGUGUAAAAGAAAGUAACUGCCAACCGUAGAUUGAAUUGCAUGCUCCAUGUAGUCAAUCAUUUACAGAAGCAGUAUAUCAUCCAUUAAUGGUGGCUCCAGACAUUUCUAUAUAGAAUUGAUCAUAUUCCUUUUGAGCCUCCGUGUCUUUUAUUAAUAAUAAUAAUAAUAAUAAUAAUAAUAAUAAUAAUGAUCUGUUGUCAGUUUACAAUAGUUGCAUAUGUUAUGUAAGUUCUGCACUGUUUGGUGACAAUAACUUGAAUGUGGGCGGGGCUUCCACACCCUUUUUUUUUUUUUUUGACCUGGAACAAAAGCAAAGCACACACAGCUAAAAGCACUUUGCAAAGCUCGGAAGAAAUGUACAUUCGGAACGUUCGAGUACCAUUGUGAAGCAUCGUGAGUGAUUAUACUCCCCGUUUGUUCAUGGCUGCUAUUUUUUUUUUAUUUAGUUUUGUUUAUGUUUACCAUGUUGUUGGUAACGAAGGGCAGAUACUCAAAUCGAUCAUCUUCAGGCUCGACCUGUCUUGAUGCAGCUUUGUCAUCAAUAUUUGUUACAUGUGCACGGUCGUGGCACACGCUAGGAACACACCAUUUGGGGGGUGCGCGGAUGGGGGGGGCAUUUUUCUUUGUGUCUUUCACCGUCAUCGUCAACUUUAACUCACCUUUUGUGCCUGUCUUCAUAUUUCAUAUUUACUCCUAUCUUUGUGUGUGUGUUAAAAGUUACUUGUCGUUGUUUGUGUGUUUUGCCCUUGAGUGCUUUACUAAUAUAAAUAUGUCAGGGGUGGGCAAACUGCGGCCUGGGGGCCACAUGCGGCCCACCAAAUGUUUGAAUCCGGCCCGCCAGUAUUUCAACUUUUAACAUAGAAGCUGGCAACAUGACUUGCAAGUCGGAUAACUAAAAAAAAACAACAAAAAAAGUUAAAUUAAAUUUCGUAAUUUGAUGUGGUCUGAUGUUAAAAGUGCUAAAGUGCUCCUGAAAUAGUAUUUCACUUUUACAGAUAAAAUUAGACAACUAAUUCAAUGCAGAAUGUUAGAAUUAAACGUAAAAUUGUGUGUGUGUGUGUGUGUGUGUGUGUGUGUUAAAUACGUUUUCUUCCCCUUCCCGGACAAUUUUGUUAACUCAACGCGGCCCACGAGUCAAAAAGUUUGCCCACCCCUAAAAUAUGUCUUCUCAUUUCCAACAUCAGUAUGAUCUCAUGCAGUAAACAGCCCGUGUGCAAUAUCACUUGGAUCAUUCAGAACUUGAUAUGCAGCAUAAGGAACAAUAACAAAGCUAUACUUUAGAGUAGACAGUGUACAGGUUGUAUGAACUAUGACCUGAAAAUGAGUCAACACACAGACGUUAUUGUGUGAAGUGAACAAGGUGAACGCUCCUACCCCUGAAAAUCCUCUUAAGCACUGCUAUGCAAGCUGUACACUGACCACUCUAAAGUAUAUGCAGUUUUCCUUAGUAUUGCCCCUUGAGAAGAUAUACUAUAAUGAAAAUAGUUGCUGAAAUGUGAGUGUUGUACUCACUGUUGAGACACUGAACACGUCACGUUCUCCAAACCUGCAGAUAUCUUUUAUUGUAUAUUUAUGAAAUACUUAUAGGUGAAAUGGACAUUACAUUAUUGAACCGAAAUCCAAUAUGAGUCGCGUGAGAAGUGCCUUGAACGCCUUCUGAUUUGCUUCUAACACACACCAUCUGCAAUGGCUCCAAAUUAUUACAGGUGGAUAAAACAUUCACGUUGUCAUCUUACAAAUAACACUAAACUCAUCACACAGCAACCUAAUAUUGAAAAGGUCUAACUGAGAAAUAUACAAACAUGUAUCAAUAUUAAUUAAUUAAUUAAUUCAUUCAUUUUCUACCGCUUUUCCUCACGAGGGUCGCAGGGGGAUGCUGGAGUCUAUCCCAGCUGUCUUCGGGUGAGAGGGCCAGCCAAUCAUAUAGACAAACAACCAUUCACACUCACAUUCAUACCUAUGGACAAUUUGGAGUCGCUAAUUAACCUAGCGUGUUUUUGGAAUGUGGGAGGAAACCGGAGUAUCCGGAGAAAACCCACGCAGAGAUGGCCGAGGGUGGAAUCGAACCCUGGUCUGCGCGGAUAAAACAUUUAUCACACCAGAUAAAACAUUAUUAAGUUAAUUAACGUUGAUAGAUUUUUAUUUGGCGGGUUUGGAGAGCGUGUCAUAUAGAUUUUAUUUACGGGGGGGGGGGGCGUAUAGCACUAAAAUUCCUCCCCCUCCAUGGACUUCCACUGUGCUGUCUGCAUGAUACACUGAUUUCAAAUCUUUGCAUGUCAGCUUUGUCGUUCAAUCUUUCAGUUUUAUACACUUUUGCUACCGACUCCAUUUUCUCCUUUGAGGCCUGUACUUUGUUUGUUUGAACGACGUGACAUUCGAGUGACGAUUUCACCUCCGUAAUUUCCAAUUCUUGACAAAUCAAACAUUAGUUUCACCAGCAACUGAGCCGGUGAGGUUCCGAUUAAAAGGUACAGAUGUCUCGGCUUCUAUUUGUUUCCUAGAAAUAAUUUGCCAAAAUUUGCUCACCAUUGGAAAUGACUUGUGCUGUUCUAUAUCUUCUAUAUCACUGUGAACUAUUGGAACCACAUUAAAAGCUUUUACAUGUUCUUUCAA
Messenger RNA from Doryrhamphus excisus (bluestripe pipefish), 4434 nucleotides. It is a transcript of the gene ptdss1a, whose product is annotated as phosphatidylserine synthase 1a. Gene Ontology annotation, biological process: phosphatidylserine biosynthetic process. Lineage: Eukaryota; Metazoa; Chordata; Actinopteri; Syngnathiformes; Syngnathidae. Gene Ontology annotation, molecular function: L-serine-phosphatidylethanolamine phosphatidyltransferase activity. The record is from RefSeq and is a predicted model, not a curated record.